ACGAACUGGAGUCGGAGCUCUACAACUCUGCCAGCAGUAUCUUUUCCUCAGUUUCACAAUAAUGGCAGGCAUUUUUGAGCAGCCGCGGAAUGCGGACACUCUCUUCUUGGGUGGGCAGAAAAUCACCGGCCCUGACGUUCGGGAGCAGAACGUGCUCGCGACCCAAGCUAUCGCAAAUGUCGUCAAGAGCUCCUUCGGCCCCUCCGGUCUCGACAAGAUGAUGGUGGAUGAUAUAGGAGAUGUCACUGUUACCAACGACGGUGCGACGAUUCUUAGUCUUCUUGAUAUUGAGCAUCCUGCGGGUAAGAUUCUCGUAGAUCUCGCUCAACAGCAGGAUAAGGAGGUCGGAGAUGGAACGACAUCUGUCGUUCUGAUCGCUGCAGAACUCCUACGACGAGGCAACGAACUGAUGAAGAACCGUAUACACCCUACCACCAUCAUCAACGGCUACAGACUCGCGCUCAGAGAAGCUGUCAAGUAUAUGAAUGAGAACAUCACCACAAAGGUCGAGACGCUGGGGAAGGACAGCCUGGUCAACAUUGCUAAGACCUCGAUGUCUUCCAAGAUUAUUGGCUCGGAUGCGGAUUUCUUUGCGAAUAUGGUUGUUGAUGCGAUGCUCCUUGUGAAGACGACAAACCAGAGGAACGAGGUCAAGUACCCCGUCAAGGCAGUCAACCUUCUUAAGGCUCACGGAAAAAGUGGUACGGAGUCAAUGCUUGUCAAUGGCUAUGCUCUUAACUGCACUGUGGCUUCUCAAGCCAUGAAGACCCGUAUUACUGAUGCCAAGAUUGCUUGUCUGGACAUGAACCUGCAAAAGGAGAGAAUGAAGCUUGGUGUACAGAUUACUGUUGACGAUCCCGAUCAGCUAGAGAAGAUUCGCGAGAGGGAAGCUGGCAUUGUCAUUGAGCGUGUUGAGAUGAUUCUAAAGUCUGGGGCAAAUGUUAUUUUCACUACCAAGGGUAUCGAUGACAUGGUCUUGAAGCUGUUUGUUGAGAGGGGAGCCAUGGCCGUUCGCCGCUGCAAGAAAGAGGAUCUGCGACGCAUUGCCAAGCUUCCGGCCUCGUACCUCGGCCAUGCGGACGAAGUUGUGCAGGAGCGGAUAUCCGAUGAUGAGUGUAUCCUUGUCAAGGGUACCAAGGUUCACACCUCAGCUUCUAUCAUCCUCCGUGGACCCAACGACUUCAGCUUGGACGAGAUGGAGCGUUCGGUGCACGACUCUCUGUGUGCUGUCAAGCGAACCCUCGAGAGCGGUAGCAUCGUUCCCGGAGGUGGUGCCGUCGAGACCGCCCUUCACAUUUACCUUGAAGAAUUUGCGGUCACAGUAGGAUCCCGGGAGCAGCUCGCCAUCGGUGAAUUUGCCCAGUCACUUCUGAUUGUUCCGAAGACCCUGGCUGUGAACGCUGCUAAGGACUCGUCCGAACUUGUUGCCCAGCUUCGUGUCCGCCACGCUCUCUCCCAACGCGUGCAGGAUGGUGACGCCAAUGAGGAGGAGAAGGCCAUCGCUAAGAAGAAGACAUACCGAAACUACGGUCUCGACCUUACGAAGGGUCGGGUUCAUGAUACCCUUAAGGCUGGUGUGCUGGAGCCCAGUAUGGGCAAGAUCAAGCAGCUUAAGAGUGCUGUUGAGGCCUGCAUUGCCAUCAUGCGUAUUGAUACCAUGAUCAAGCUGGACCCAGAAGUGAAGGAGGAUGACGGACAUGGCCACUAA
Aspergillus nomiae NRRL 13137 is the source of this 1708-nucleotide messenger RNA. Its product is annotated as chaperonin-containing T-complex alpha subunit TCP1. The coding region runs from base 62 to 1708 and encodes 548 amino acids. Gene Ontology annotation, biological process: protein folding. The transcript has 7 exons. NCBI's taxonomy places the organism in Eukaryota, Fungi, Ascomycota, Eurotiomycetes, Eurotiales, Aspergillaceae. Gene Ontology annotation, molecular function: ATP binding; ATP hydrolysis activity; ATP-dependent protein folding chaperone. Gene Ontology annotation, cellular component: chaperonin-containing T-complex. The record is from RefSeq and is a predicted model, not a curated record.